GCUCAGUUGCAAGUCGACUGCUGGCCAAGGCGCACGAGAAACUCGGAAAACAGCGGGCAACCCAAAAUACUUUUAAUUAUUAAAGCCAAAAUUAUUUGGCCAAAGGCAAAAGAAAAGCUCGAGCAAAGAAACUAUUGGCUUGGCCGGAAUCAGUUUUCAAUUUCGUUUUGAUUUUCGACCUCUGACCUCGUUGCUGCACUGGAGGUUCUACGACAGCAAACUCGUUCAAUUGCCGCCCUCAAGAGGAAAUCUCAACUCAAGACGACGGAAAAAAGCUGCACUUUGUGAGUCCCGCGCGCCGAAAAUCGGUGCUGGCCCCAAUCCUCAAUAAGAUCAAGAAUGGCGCGGAUGCGGCGGACAGUGCCGAGAAGAAACUGGGCAGCGAGAGCAGCGGCAGUGGUCACAUAGCGGUCCAGAUUGAGCCAGCCAGAAGGGUGAAGCGUCACAGCAUCCACGGCAUGAUGGAGGAGGAGAACACGAUCCGGCCGCAUCAGGAAAUUCGGCAGCUGACGCUGGAGGAGAAGAAGUUCCUGCUGGCCGUGGAGAGGGGCGAUAUGGCCGGCACACGCAGGAUGCUGCAGAAGGCCCAGGACACGGAGUACAUCAAUGUGAACUGCGUGGAUCCUCUGGGACGAACAGCUCUGCUGAUGGCCAUUGACAACGAAAAUCUGGAAAUGGUGGAGUUGCUGAUCAACUACAAUGUGGACACCAAGGAUGCUCUGCUGCAUUCCAUCUCUGAGGAAUUCGUUGAGGCUGUGGAGGUUUUGCUGGACCACGAAAACGUCACCUUUCACAGCGAGGGCAAUCAUAGCUGGGAAUCCGCCUCUGAGGACACGUCGACCUUUACGCCGGACAUUACGCCCCUGAUCCUGGCGGCUCACCGCGACAACUAUGAGAUCAUCAAGAUCCUCUUGGAUCGGGGUGCCGUGCUGCCCAUGCCCCAUGAUGUGCGAUGUGGCUGUGAUGAGUGCGUUCAGUCGCGGCAGGAGGAUUCCCUCAGACACUCGAGAUCGCGCAUCAACGCCUAUCGGGCCCUGGCCAGUCCCAGUUUGAUAGCACUCUCCUCCAAGGACCCCAUCCUCACGGCCUUCGAACUGUCUUGGGAGCUGCGUCGACUUAGCUUUCUCGAGCACGAAUUUAAGAAUGAGUACCAGGAGCUGCGCAAGCAGUGCCAGGACUUCGCCACCGCACUGCUGGACCACACUCGCACCUCCCACGAGCUAGAGAUCCUGCUCAACCACGAUCCCACCGGUCCGGUUUACGAGCACGGCGAACGGAUGCAUCUAAACCGCCUGAAGCUGGCCAUUAAACUGCGCCAGAAGAAGUUCGUGGCCCAUUCGAAUGUUCAACAACUGCUGGCAAGCAUUUGGUACGAGGGAUUGCCAGGAUUCCGGAGGAAGAACAUGGCGUUGCAGGCUGUGGAUAUCAUACGGAUCGGCAUAAUGUUCCCCAUCUUCUCGCUAGCCUACAUCCUGGCACCCUACUCCAGCAUUGGCCAAACAAUGCGAAAACCCUUCAUUAAGUUCAUCUGCCACAGCGCCUCCUACUUCACCUUUCUAUUUCUAUUGAUGCUGGCUUCUCAGAGGAUUGAGACCUUCAUCGGAGGCUGGUUCUUUGCUGAUUCCUCCGGAAUGCUGAACACGAUGGAGGAGCUGCCCACGAAGCGCGGAGCCAAGCCCACCUUUAUUGAGUGGCUAAUCCUGGCCUGGGUGAGCGGUCUCAUCUGGAGCGAGGUGAAGCAACUGUGGGACGUUGGUCUGCAGGAGUAUCUCAACGACAUGUGGAAUGUGAUCGACUUUGUCACGAACUCCCUGUAUGUGGCCACAGUGGCUUUGCGGGUUGUAUCCUUCUUUCAGGUCCAAAAAGAGAUGAUAUACAACUCGCAUGCGACGGAUCUGCCGAGAGAGCGGUGGGACGCCUGGGACCCGAUGCUCAUAUCGGAGGGUCUAUUCAGUGCAGCGAACAUUUUCAGUAGCCUCAAGCUGGUUUAUAUAUUCUCGGUGAAUCCGCAUCUGGGGCCACUGCAGGUGUCGCUGUCCCGGAUGGUGAUGGACAUCAUGAAGUUCUUCUUUUUAUAUGUCCUAGUCCUGUUCGCUUUUGGCAGUGGUCUCAAUCAGUUGCUGUGGUACUACGCCGAUCUCGAGAAGAAACGUUGUCCUGAAGUUUCGCCCAUGAGUGCUCUUCUAAACAUGAAUGGAACCAAUGAUCCCAAUGCUUGCAUUGUGUGGCGCAGAUUCUCCAAUUUAUUCGAAACCACACAAACCCUCUUCUGGGCUGUCUUCGGCCUAAUCGAUUUGGACAGCUUUGAGUUGGAUGGAAUCAAGAUCUUCACCAGAUUCUGGGGCAUGCUAAUGUUUGGAACUUACUCGGUUAUAAAUAUUGUGGUGCUGCUCAACCUACUUAUUGCCAUGAUGAAUCAUUCGUAUCAACUUAUUUCGGAACGUGCUGAUGUGGAGUGGAAGUUUGCUCGCUCCAAACUCUGGAUAAGCUACUUUGAGGAGGGCGGAACCUGUCCACCACCAUUUAACAUUAUACCAACUCCAAAGUCCAUUUGGUAUGCCAUAAAAUGGAUGCGUCGCGUCUUCUGCAGCGGAUCCUCAGCCGCUCGACGGGAACAUCUAAAGACAAUUCGACGAAAGGCGCAGCAGGCUAGUGAUCGGGACUUCAAGUACCAGCAGAUAAUGCGGAAUUUGGUCAGACGUUAUGUAACCGUGGAGCAGCGAAAGGCCGAAUCCCAGGGAGUCACCGAGGACGAUGUGAAUGAGAUCAAACAGGAUAUAUCCGCCUUCCGGUGCGAGCUGGUGGAAAUACUCAAGAACAGCGGAAUGGAUACGAAUGUGACGGCGGGUCAAGGAGGUGGUGGUGGCAAGAAAAAUCGCCAGAAGGAGAGGCGCCUGAUGAAGGGCUUCAAUAUCGCACCGCCUGGCUCCACGGGAUCGCUGGCUCCAGUUGCCGAGUUCUCCACAUCGUUGGACAACUAUGAUAACCAGCAUGAGAUCCUCAGUUCCACACUAUCCACCCUUUUCACACCAAACUUUAUGCACAAGCGGCAGCAAAGUCAGGCCGGAAGUGGAGGCGGUGGAUCGGAGUCACCGACCACGCCCACAGCGCCACAGGGAACUCAGGGGGCGGCAAUGACUGCCAGUAGCCAGGUCACCAAGUACAACAAGUCCGCCCUGAAGCCGUACAACAAGCGAAUCGCUGGACACAAAAAGAGAUGGGGUACCUUAAUUGAAGCCGCCAAAGUCGGAAACGUGAGCAAAAUGCUGGGCCGAUCGAAGUCUGAGGAUUCGGUGUGCAACUCCUCGCACACAUCAACGCCAGUUCAUGGCCAGAUGCGGGUGACAUAUGCGCAGAACUCGCCACAGCAGGAAUACGGUUACCAUGGAGAGACCAGUUCCACGACCAUAUCCACACCAACGCCUACGAUUUCGGUGGUCAGCAAUUCGCCAGCAGCUCACGCCGGAGUGGGAUCGCAUUUCUUUCACACGACAAGUGGUCUCACUGCCAUUGCUGCACUGAAGCGUAAGCGCAAAAAGUUCUCAUCGAGCAAGAAUAUUUGUCCGGUUACCGAAUCCGUGGCAGCGGCCAAUGCUGCUGAGAUACUGAAUGAUAAGACCCUUAAGCGGGUGUCCAGCUAUCCUGCCGCCGAGGCCGGCGUGCAGCACAAUCCAGCCCAAUUGGUCAAACCAAGACGACAUGAGCAGACGCAGAGUCAACACGAUUCGGUGGAGACCAACUCGACCUUCACUCUGUCCAUCGAUCCAUCCAAUACGUCAGUGAACUCCAGGGAGCCGCUAAUCAGCACCAGUUGUGUUUCGACCACGGGAGCUAUUGGUUGAAGGAAUUUUUGGAAGAUAGGGAGGAGGCCAGAGAUACCAAAGAAACUAAUUAGAUGGCGCACCUGAAGAAGAUACUUAGAUCCUAUGCAGAUACACUUUGUUGACAUUUUUGAUAUGAAAACAUCACGAGUGUGCAGCUAAACAUACUGAAGAUGCUAUACUUAGACUAACUCAGCCUAGAUCUAAAAUUACCUCACCAUGUUAAGUUAUAGACACCAUUCAGAUGAAUAGCACAUGCCACUCAAUAACUGUUAGCCAACACUGGCCACCCAGAAGCAACUACUUUGCACUACUGAAACGAUAUGUCCUAUACCUCAAUCUAUAAUAUAGAUUCUAUAUCCAUCAAACUUAUUUACAAAACUUAGUCUACACAUCUUACUACAAAAUCAUCAUCUAUAAAGAAGAUAAAAAUUCGGUCAACCUUGCAGUUAGGAACCAAAACGAUUAGAAGAUCCUUAUGAGAACUGCACGAUAUAGACAUCCGAGGUUUACAUUUACAAAUAAAUACUAUAAAUAGUAUUGUAAAAGCUUCUACGCAUCCAGAUUUCCUCCUCCACCUGAACCAUGAAGCACACAUAUCAUGCAAGCGCUUUAUAGAUAUACCUUUACACCGAAAACCAAGUAUAGAUCCAAUAAAAUCCUUUAUUAAAAACAUAUACGAAUACGAAAUACUAAACUAUCCCAUAUCGAUGUUGAACGUUGCCUUAGCAUGAAACAUAUUUUUUAUACACAUAAGUUUUGGAUGAACAUUGAAUAACUGAAACGUACUAUAUCCGCAAUGAUGAAAGCGCUGUGUAUUUGUUGAUUUGAGAGAAAGGAUUUUGAAACCAAGGAUUUGUUGUUGUUGUUCCAGCAAGCAAGCAAGUUAGCAGAAAAGCAAAGCAAAGCAAAAGCAAACGCAAAGCAAAAGAAUUAAAUAAAUCAAAAGAUACCACAAUUUUAUACACCGAUUUUAACCAACACGACAAACAAUAAUCGAAUCGCAUACUACAUAAGUGUUUGCAUUUUAUGGAUAUAUAAUAUAUAUCCGGACUACGGUGUGCAUAUCCAUGGCUUGCACUCACGACGAUUUUAGCGUGUAUUAUAUACAUACAUAUAUAUAUAUACAUAUAUAUAUAUAUAUAGAAUACAAAUAUGAAUAAUCGAAAUUUUUAGAUGAUUUUUGCGUUAAUGUAGACAAAUACCCACACAACUACACGAAUAACAUACGGAAUAUCAACGAAAACAAUAACAAGGAAUAUCAAAUAGCAUUUUAUAUAAAUACUUUCUUUUGGAGCAGCAACAAUAUGUUGCACAAUCGCCAGAUAUGUAUGUAUUUUCUGCAUCCAGAAAAAAAGGACCGAGCUAGCAGGCAGACGAGAUACCAAAUACAACGUUAGAAUAAAAUAAAAAUUGUUAUUUGCACGGAAAUAUAAAAUAAUAAUAAAACAAU
Drosophila melanogaster (fruit fly) is the source of this 5274-nucleotide messenger RNA. RefSeq names its product transient receptor potential cation channel gamma (gene Trpgamma). The transcript has 17 exons. Lineage: Eukaryota; Metazoa; Arthropoda; Insecta; Diptera; Drosophilidae. Gene Ontology annotation, cellular component: rhabdomere; cation channel complex; dendrite. The record is from RefSeq and is marked reviewed. Gene Ontology annotation, molecular function: monoatomic cation channel activity; calcium channel activity. Gene Ontology annotation, biological process: calcium ion transmembrane transport; nervous system process.